This is a messenger RNA of Exaiptasia diaphana, 2288 nucleotides long. Its product is annotated as threonine--tRNA ligase, cytoplasmic-like. NCBI's taxonomy places the organism in Eukaryota, Metazoa, Cnidaria, Anthozoa, Actiniaria, Aiptasiidae. Gene Ontology annotation, cellular component: cytoplasm. Gene Ontology annotation, molecular function: threonine-tRNA ligase activity; ATP binding. Gene Ontology annotation, biological process: threonyl-tRNA aminoacylation. The record is from RefSeq and is a predicted model, not a curated record. The transcript has 22 exons.
CUGGAACCAUGGAUGAAAUUAGUUUUUAAUGAUUAUUCUCCAUAGAUAUGCAAACUGGCUAUGCUCAGAACACUUUUUAGAAGUACAAAAACCUCUUUUAGCCCAUGUUAUGUUAUUUCUGGCGUAGCUGCAAGAUAUUUUUCRCGUAACAAUGUCAAGAGCUUGACAGUUCGACUUCAAAGAAAACGCGAUUGUUAUCUAAAUUUGAGAAAAUUUUCGUCGAAAUCGAGUCCAGUACAGGAGUAUGAAGCACAUACAAACCAUCCUUUGGAGCUUAAUCCUCCACCAGCAUUCAUUCAAGAAAGAAUUCAACUUUUYAAUAAACUAAAGACAGAAUAUGAUGCCAAAAUUGCAGCCAAAGAAAACACACCAAUAAAGAUCACUUUACCAGACGGCAAAGUUGUUGAUGGAUUAUCGUGGAAGACCACACCAUACGAUAUUGCAUGCUCUAUCAGUCAAGGUCUUGCAGAUAAUGCUGUUGUUGCCAAGGUCAAUGAUGAGGUCUAUGAUCUGGAUAGAGUUCUUGAGGGAGAUUGUACCAUGAAAUUCUUGAAGUUUGAUGACCCUGAAGGAAGUGCAGUGUUCUGGCAUUCUAGUGCUCAUAUACUGGGUGAAGCCAUGGAGCGUCACUAUGGUGGGUGUCUGUGCUAUGGUCCGCCCAUUGAAGAGGGUUAUUUCUAUGAUAUGUUUCUUGAAGGCAGGCAAGUGUCAUCAAAUGAUUUCACAUCACUUGACACUUUGACCAAGUCUAUCGUGAAGGAGAAGCAACCAUUUGAAAGACUUGAAAUGACUAAGGAGGAACUCCUGRAAAUGUUCAAGUACAAUGAAUUCAAAUGUAGAAUACUGAGAGAAAAAGUAAAAACUCCAACAACUACUGUGUACAGGUGUGGUCCACUCAUUGACUUGUGCAGGGGUCCUCACGUCAGACACACUGGCAAAAUUAAGUCAAUGGCAGUCACUAAGAAUUCAGCAACCUACUGGGAAGGUAACUGUGAAGCCGAAUCCCUUCAAAGAAUUUAUGGUAUAUCAUUCCCUAAUGACAAGCAGAUGAAGGAGUGGAAGAAGUUCCAAGAAGAAGCAGCAAAGAGAGAUCACAGGAAAUUAGGAAGAGAUCAGGAGCUGUUCUUUUUCCACGACCUUAGCCCUGGUAGCUGCUUCUUCCUACCAAAAGGAGCUCAUAUCUACAACACUCUUAUCAAUUUUAUGAAGGAGGAAUACAGAAAACGUGGUUUCCAAGAAGUUGUCAGUCCAAAUAUCUACAGCACCAAACUAUGGGAAACGUCUGGGCACUGGCAGCACUACAGUGAAAACAUGUUUUCUUUUGAAGUCGAAAAAGAACGCUAUGCUCUCAAGCCUAUGAACUGCCCUGGACAUUGCGUCAUGUUCGAUCAUCGACCUCGAUCAUGGAGAGAGCUUCCUCUAAGAAUGGCUGAUUUUGGUGUUUUACAUCGUAACGAGUUGUCUGGUACUUUGAGUGGAUUGACGCGAGUUAGACGAUUCCAACAGGACGAUGCUCACAUAUUUUGCACUUCUGAACAGAUUGGCCAAGAAAUUGUAGGCUGUCUGGACUUCCUCAANCGAUCCCAUUCGCAGUCAAUGUAAUAUGCGUUUUAUUUUGCUUUAGAAUUAGAAAAAGCAUUGAACGAUUUUGGCCAGGAUUGGGUUCUGAACCCUGGUGAUGGUGCCUUCUAUGGACCAAAGAUUGAUAUCCAGAUUCAAGAUGCAUUGCGUCGUUAUCAUCAAUGUGCCACAAUUCAACUCGACUUUCAACUCCCCGAGAGAUUUAACCUGACAUACGUUACUGGAGAAGGAGAUGAGAAGAAGCGACCAGUGAUAGUUCACCGUGCUAUCUUAGGAUCUGUAGAGCGAAUGAUUGCUAUUUUGACUGAAAACUUYGGAGGAAAAUGGCCAUUCUGGUUGUCUCCACGACAGAGCUURGUGAUUCCUGUUGGAGCUAAGUAUGACGAGUAUGCCAAAAAGGUGAAGGAACAAAUCACCGAAGGAGGAUAUCUUUGUGAAGCGGACCUUGAUCAUGGCACCACGUUAAACAAGAAAAUUAGAAAUGCUCAGCUUGCACAGUAUAACUUUAUAUUUGUGGUCGGUGAAAAGGAAGCCACGUCGAAUACGGUGAAUGUUCGUACAAGAGACAACAUUGUCCACGGCGAGAGAUCCAUCGAAGCUGUGCUGAACAAGUUUGCAACCCUAGCUUCAGAGCGCAUUAGAAAUAGCGAGGAUGACUUCUAAACUGAUAUUUAAUUAAAAUUUUACAGUUAACUUUCUUUCUUAUU